Messenger RNA from Cannabis sativa, 3639 nucleotides. RefSeq names its product DNA damage-binding protein 1. Gene Ontology annotation, molecular function: protein binding; nucleic acid binding. NCBI's taxonomy places the organism in Eukaryota, Viridiplantae, Streptophyta, Magnoliopsida, Rosales, Cannabaceae. Gene Ontology annotation, cellular component: nucleus. The transcript has 19 exons. The record is from RefSeq and is a predicted model, not a curated record. Bases 162 to 3437 code for a protein of 1091 amino acids.
GCUCUCGCACCGCUAACAAAAGAAAAGAGAAGCGAAGCGCGCUGAGUGAGUAGUAGAAAGAAAAAACGCCAUAGCCGAGAGCUUCUUAGGGCAAAUUUCUCUGUAGCCGUAGAAGGCAAACCCAUCGGUGGCCACGAACUCGCUUACGGUAGAAGACUAAGAUGAGCAUCUGGAACUAUGUCGUUACAGCACACAAGCCUACCAAUGUUACCCACUCCUGUGUCGGCAAUUUCACCGCUCCCAACGAGCUAAACCUCAUUAUUGCGAAAUGCACUCGUAUUGAAAUUCAUUUACUUACUGCACAGGGCUUGCAGCCUAUGCUGGAUGUGCCAAUAUAUGGAAGAAUUGCCACACUUGAGCUUUUCCGCCCUCAUGGUGAAACUCAAGAUCUUCUGUUUAUUGCAACUGAAAGAUACAAAUUCUGUGUUCUCCAAUGGGAUGCUGAAGCAUCUGAGCUCGUUACAAGAGCAAUGGGGGAUGUUUCAGAUCGUAUAGGCCGUCCGACAGACAAUGGUCAGAUUGGAAUUAUUGAUCCAGAUUGCAGAUUAAUUGGGCUUCAUUUGUAUGAUGGAUUAUUCAAGGUCAUUCCUUUUGACAAUAAGGGGCAGCUGAAAGAGGCAUUUAAUAUUAGGCUUGAGGAACUUCAAGUUUUGGAUAUCAAAUUUCUUUUUGGGUGUUCAAAGCCCACAAUUGUAGUUCUUUACCAGGAUAAUAAAGAUGCUCGUCAUGUCAAAACGUAUGAAGUUGCUUUGAAAGAUAAAGAUUUUGUUGAGGGGCCUUGGUCUCAGAACAAUCUUGACAACGGAGCUGCCAUGCUAAUUCCUGUACCUCCUCCUUUCUGCGGUGUUCUUAUUAUCGGAGAAGAAACAAUAGUCUAUUGCAGUGCUAAUGCAUUUAAAGCAAUCCCAAUCAAACCUUCCAUCACAAGAGCCUAUGGAAGAGUUGAUCCUGAUGGUUCUAGGUAUUUGCUUGGUGAUUACAAUGGGCUACUUCAUCUCCUCGUAAUUACUCAUGAGAAAGAAAAGGUCACUGGACUCAAAAUUGAGCUUUUGGGAGACACUUCAAUUGCAUCUACUAUAUCAUAUCUUGAUAAUGCAGUUGUCUUUAUAGGAUCAAGCUAUGGAGAUUCACAGCUUAUCAAGCUACACAUGCAACCUGAUGCCAAAGGUUCAUAUGUCGAAGUUGUGGAAAGAUAUGUCAAUUUGGGACCCAUUGUUGACUUUUGUGUGGUUGAUCUUGAAAGGCAAGGCCAAGGUCAGGUUGUAACAUGCUCUGGAGCUUACAGGGAUGGUUCUCUUCGCGUAGUCCGGAAUGGAAUUGGAAUCAAUGAACAGGCAUCAGUGGAACUCCAAGGUAUAAAAGGAAUGUGGUCUCUACGAUCUUCCACUGAUGAUCCAUUUGACACAUUUCUGGUUGUAAGCUUUAUCAGUGAGACACGAAUUUUGGCAAUGAAUCUUGAAGAUGAGUUAGAAGAAACUGAGAUAGAAGGUUUCUGUUCUCAAGUGCAGACUUUGUUUUGCCAUGAUGCUGUUCACAAUCAACUUGUUCAAGUCACUUCAAGCUCUGUGAGACUGGUCAGCUCUGAAACCAGAGUACUAAAGAAUGAAUGGAAUGCUCCAUCAGGAUUUUCCAUUAAUGUUGCCACUGCUAAUGCCACCCAGGUUUUGUUGGCAACUGGUGGGGGGAAUUUAGUGUAUUUAGAAAUUUGUGAUGGUUUAUUGAAAGAGGUAAGCCAUUUACGAUUGGAUUAUGAGAUCUCAUGCCUCGACAUAAAUCCAAUCAGUGAAAAUCCAAACUACAGCCCGCUAGCUGCAGUUGGUAUGUGGACAGAUAUUAGUGUCAGUAUGUUUUCACUGCCUGACCUAAAGCUUAUUACAAAGGAGCCUUUAGGAGGAGAAAUCAUUCCCCGUUCUGUUCUCCUUUGCUCCUUUGAAGGGAUAUCCUAUUUGUUGUGUGCUCUGGGAGACGGACACCUUUUGAACUUUCUGUUGAACACAAGUACUGGUGAGCUGACAGACAGGAAGAAGAUCUCUCUCGGGACUCAGCCAAUAACACUACGCACGUUCUCGUCUAAAAGUAUUACGCAUGUAUUUGCUGCCUCAGAUAGACCGACAGUCAUUUAUAGCAGCAACAAGAAACUGCUGUAUAGCAACGUUAAUCUGAAAGAAGUGAGCCAUAUGUGCCCUUUCAACUCUGCUGCUUUUCCGGACAGCCUUGCUAUUGCAAAAGAAGGUGAACUUACGAUUGGCACCAUAGAUGAUAUCCAGAAGCUUCACAUUCGUUCCAUUCUACUAGGGGAGCAUGCUCGACGUAUCUGUCAUCAGGAGCAUUCGAGGACAUUUGCAAUAUGCAGCGUAAAAUAUAAUCAGUCUGCUGCGGCUGCUGAUGAUUCUGAAAUGCACUUUGUUCGCCUGUUAGAUGAUCAAACAUUUGACUUUAUAUCAACUUAUCCCCUAGAUACAUUUGAGUACGGCUGCUCCGUACUUAGCUGCUCUUUCUCAGAUGAUAAUACUGUAUACUACUGUAUAGGAACUGCAUAUGUUCUCCCAGAGGAAAGCGAACCAACCAAGGGCCGUAUUCUGGUGUUCGUAGUGGAAGAUGGAAAGUUACAGCUUAUUACAGAGAAGGAAACCAAGGGUGCUGUUUACUCUCUUAACGCCUUUAAUGGUAAACUACUUGCUGCUAUUAAUCAAAAGAUACAGCUGUACAAGUGGAUGCUUCGGGAUGACGGUUCACGAGAGUUACAGUCUGAAUGUGGACAUCAUGGCCAUAUACUCGCCCUCUAUGUACAGACCCGUGGAGAUUUCAUUGUUGUUGGUGAUUUGAUGAAAUCAAUAUCCUUGUUAAUCUACAAGCAUGAGGAAGGGGCCAUCGAGGAACGGGCUCGAGACUAUAAUGCAAAUUGGAUGUCAGCAGUUGAGAUUUUAGAUGACGACGUAUACCUUGGAGCUGAAAACAGCUUUAAUAUAUUCACUGUGAGGAAGAACAGUGAAGGUGCCACCGAUGAGGAACGUGGCCGACUUGAUGUACUAGGUGAGUAUCACACUGGGGAAUUUAUCAAUCGAUUCCGGCAUGGAUCCCUUGUAAUGCGGUUGCCAGAUUCAGAAGUGGGUCAGAUUCCUACCGUCAUUUUUGGAACCGUCAAUGGUGUGAUUGGGGUUAUUGCUUCCCUUCCUCAAGAACAGUACGUAUUUCUGGAGAAGCUUCAAACAAGUUUGAGGAAAGUGAUAAAAGGAGUCGGAGGUUUAAGCCACGAGCAAUGGAGAUCGUUCAGCAAUGAGAAGAAAACAGUGGAAGCCAAGAAUUUCUUAGAUGGAGAUCUAAUCGAAUCGUUCCUUGAUCUCAACCGUAGCAAGAUGGAGGACAUCUCCAAACAAACGGGUGUUUCGGUGGAGGAGCUGUGUAAGAGAGUGGAAGAACUGACGAGGUUGCAUUGAGGUUUUCUUUCUUGUUAUGUGGGGAGUUGGUUGUUCAUUUGUUAAUUCUUUGUUCCCUUAUUUUGUAACAUUUCUAUAAUUGAAAUUCCUAAGAAGAGUGUUGUCUAAGAUAUAUUUUCUGGGUGGAACCAUAGAGAUAGAGAUCAUGUGUAUUGUAUAUUUAUGUUAAAUGUGUGUACCUGGAUUCUAAUGGCUUUACUUU